AGCCACGCGUCUUAUGUGAGUGGAAUAUGUAAUAAUGUUAGUGGAAAUAUUUUGUGUUUUACUUGGUAUUUUCGCUGUUUACUUGUUUUUUGCAAAAUGUAGACAAAAUGCAACGACUAUUGAUGGACCUACAGGAUUACCACUUAUCGGAUGUGUUCUAGAAUUCGGACAUGAAAACAUGCAUUCGAAGUUCUUGAAUUAUGCGGAAAAGUUUGGAGAGAUAUUUCUUGUGAAAAUGCUUUGGGAAAAUGUGGUUGUUCUGAAUAGCCAACAGUUGAUAAAAGAAGCAUUUUCUGAUGACAAGUAUAAACAACAGUUUAAUGACAGACCAGAAGCAUUUUACGGAGAACAUUUUUUGGUUUCUAGUCAAACUGUUGGUUCAACCCCAUACGGCUCAGCUAUUUUUCACCGAAAUGCGAGAAAACAAUUUGUUCAAUCUCUCCAUGCAUAUGGAACUGGAGUACGAGAGUUUGAGGAACAAUUCAUGACAGAAAUUGAGAGUUUUGUCACGGAAAUGGCACGCAAAGAUGGCAAAGUUUUCGAUAUUCAAGAGGAUAUCAAACACACACUUUCAAAUACGGUUUCGAUAUUGUUGCGAGGAGAACCGUUGCAAGACUCGGAUCUAGAUAUGUUCUGGGAGCACGCAGAAGGGGCAGACUUUUUCCUGAACGCUAACGUCAAUGUGGUAAUGGUGGCACUUCCGGUCCUUCGAUUUCUUCCCGGAAAAUAUGGCCAACAAUAUCGGCGAGCCAGGAAAGCUUUUGGAAAAUUAGUCGAAUAUUUUGAAGAUAUUAAGAGCAGUUUUCAACCGGGUAAAACAAGAGGACUGAUACAGUGCUAUCUUGAAAAAAGGAGACAGGAAAGCAUGUCUGGUCAAACAAUUUCCUUUACUGACGACAAAAUUGUUGCCCAGCUGUCGGAAGUAGUUGUUGGAGGAAUCCUUACAAUACGGUCAAUGCUAACAGAUUCUUUGCUGGUUCUAUUAAAUCAUCCGGAUGUUCAGACAAGAAUCCAGAAGGAACUCGAUGUUCAUAUUGGACGGGACCGACUUCCGGCUCUAUCUGACUUAGAGAACUGUCCAUUUCUACAGGCCUUUGAAAUUGAAAUGGAACGUUAUUUGAAUGCUGUACCAUUGCUGUUACCCCAUCUCUGUCGAGAGCACGUGAAAUUAAGGAAUUAUGACAUUUCUGCAAAUACAACAAUUAUAGCUAAUGUUUGGUAUGUACACCAUGAUCCGACUGUCUGGGGAGAUCCCUGGAACUUUCGACCUAAAAGGUUUCUUGAUGAAAGUGGAAGACUUCUGCCAGGCGAUCACAUUCUCCGAAAAAGUGUUUUGACAUUUGGGUAUGGCCGGCGGAGUUGUCCUGGAGAGCUGCUUGGGAGGACCCGAAACAUGCUUUAUAUUGCAGCGAUACUACAGCGCUUUACCUUGGAAUUUCCACAAGGUUAUAACGUAACGUGUGAUCCACGACUGCAAGAGGUAUAUGAAAUGAAAUUUACAAUCAGAGCAAAACAGUUUUUGUGCUGCGCAAAAGAAAGAAGAUAAAACAAAGAUCACGACGGGUAGAAAGAAUACUUCCAUGGCAUUACUUUCAAAAUGUUGUCGUAUUUGUGAGAAAAAAAAUCAGUUUCAAAUCUGAUGAUAACUGAAUUCUGGUACUCGUUUUAGUGCUAAUAUAUAACAAAAAUAAGAAUAUUUACUCGAAAAUUUAUUAUUCACUAUGAAAAUUGUCAACUGAGAUUUGAUCAGCAUGGAUCAACUGCCUUCCAUAGUUUUCUUUCAGAUAACAAAUUAUAACAAAGUGGCAUCGUUUACCAAAUUAUGACAAAAUAAAUAUUACACGUA
Mercenaria mercenaria is the source of this 1846-nucleotide messenger RNA. Its product is annotated as cytochrome P450 2D14-like. Lineage: Eukaryota; Metazoa; Mollusca; Bivalvia; Venerida; Veneridae. The record is from RefSeq and is a predicted model, not a curated record. Gene Ontology annotation, biological process: xenobiotic metabolic process. Bases 35 to 1546 code for a protein of 503 amino acids. Gene Ontology annotation, molecular function: heme binding; oxidoreductase activity, acting on paired donors, with incorporation or reduction of molecular oxygen, reduced flavin or flavoprotein as one donor, and incorporation of one atom of oxygen; iron ion binding. Gene Ontology annotation, cellular component: intracellular membrane-bounded organelle; cytoplasm. The transcript is spliced from 6 exons.